Molecule: messenger RNA, 1891 nt
Organism: Hevea brasiliensis (rubber tree)
Lineage: Eukaryota; Viridiplantae; Streptophyta; Magnoliopsida; Malpighiales; Euphorbiaceae
Product: ribose-phosphate pyrophosphokinase 1
Exons: 8
Coding region: 196-1422 (408 amino acids)
Biological process (GO): ribonucleoside monophosphate biosynthetic process; 5-phosphoribose 1-diphosphate biosynthetic process; purine nucleotide biosynthetic process
Cellular component (GO): cytoplasm; ribose phosphate diphosphokinase complex
Molecular function (GO): magnesium ion binding; ribose phosphate diphosphokinase activity
Source: RefSeq, a predicted model, not a curated record
CAAAAACAGCUUGUCGUUUUGGUAUUGUUCCGGGAGACCUUAACUUGCGGAAAUUGGUGACGCCCAUAGCUACAAAGCAAACAGAGCAUAUAAAGGAGCGAUAAAGCACCACCACCACCAACACCACCACUCCCACUUCACCGCUUCACUGCCACCGCUGUCAAACCCACUCGCCAAUCAAAAUCCCUAAUUCCGAUGGCGUCACUGAACAUGCAAUCUUCUUCUCAAAAGUCAUCUUCACUCUUGACGCCGUCGUUCUUAUCCUCUUCAGAUUGUUCAUCACUUUUGUCUUCUAGAGUAUCUAUGGUUUCAAAUGAUUCUCGCCCUAAAACUUUCGCCCUAAACAGCGUUAGAUGUGAUAUGGCUGAACCGAUAAAUGUUGAGAACGUUAGGAAUGCAAAGCCUAAUAUUCCAAUCCUUAAUGAAAGGACUCUUCCCAAGUUUUUGGAAUCUGAGGAGAAUUCUGUUAACAAAAAUAGUAGCAGGCUGAAAUUGUUUUCUGGCUCAGCAAAUCCUGCUCUUUCUCAGGAAAUUGCUUGGUAUAUGGGCCUGGAACUGGGAAAGAUCAACAUAAAACGUUUUGCUGAUGGUGAAAUUUAUGUUCAAUUGCAAGAGAGUGUUAGAGGAUGUGAUGUAUAUUUACUACAGCCCACUUGCCCCCCAGCAAAUGAGAAUCUCACGGAGCUUUUGAUCAUGAUAGAUGCCUGUAGGAGAGCAUCAGCCAAGAAUAUCACUGCUGUGAUUCCCUAUUUUGGAUAUGCCAGAGCUGAUAGAAAGACUCAAGGUCGUGAAUCUAUUGCAGCCAAACUUGUUGCAAACCUUAUUACAGAAGCAGGUGCAAAUCGUGUUCUUGCUUGUGAUAUUCAUUCUGGGCAGUCCAUGGGUUACUUUGAUAUCCCUGUUGACCAUCUGUACUGUCAGCCUGUGAUUCUUGAUUAUCUUGCAAGCAAGACAAUUUCUUCUAAUGAUUUGGUAGUGGUUUCACCUGAUGUUGGUGGAGUUGCAAGAGCUCGUGCUUUUGCUAAAAAAUUAUCUGAUGCCCCUUUAGCUAUUGUGGACAAAAGGCGUCAGGGACACAAUGUUGCUGAGGUGAUGAACCUUAUUGGUGAUGUAAAAGGAAAGGUUGCAGUUAUGGUGGAUGACAUGAUUGACACAGCUGGGACAAUUGCAAAAGGAGCAGCCCUUUUACACCAAGAAGGGGCCAGGGAAGUCUAUGCAUGCUGCACUCAUGCUGUUUUUAGCCCUCCUGCCAUUGAGAGGUUGUCAAGUGGCCUGUUUCAAGAAGUGAUCAUUACAAACACAAUUCCAGUGGCUGAGAAGAACUAUUUCCCUCAGUUGACCAUUCUUUCAGUAGCUAAUCUGUUGGGCGAAACAAUUUGGCGUGUUCAUGAUGAUUGCUCAGUGAGUAGCAUUUUUCAGUGAAUAACUUAAAAAUAUCCAAUGGCAAUACAAUUCAAAUCGACUAAGCCUCAUCCCAAACUAAUCAAAGCUGGUUUCCUCCGUUCAACUCUGUUUAUGGUCAAAUUUCCUAUCCAGCCAUUGCUAGCCAAUAAAGGUGAAUCCUUCUAAUUUUAUUCAUGGGUAUUGCUGCGAAGGUGGCCAAGGCUUAGAAUAUAGGUUCAAAACUAUACUAGGACAGGAAAAUCAAUACAAUGGUUUAAGGGCUGCAACCUCAUUCUUUAUCCCUCCUCCUCCAACAUAGCAUUUUUAUUUUCUUUAAGUAUAGGCCUGAUGAUUAUUCAUCUACUUCUACAUUGCAUGUCAGGAAUUGGUCCUUGGGUUGGCUUGCUCAAUUACUGAUGUUUCAGUUCCUUCUGUGGCAAAAUGUUGUUUUUCUUCUACUUGAACCUCUCAACAAUUUUGUUUUAGUAAAGUUAUUAGUAUGAGGUCA